CCGAUCUCUGGCGGCGACAUCUCUUCUCCAAUUUCUUCCUACCUUUUUUUCUCCGAUCUCUGCUGGUGCGAUCUCCACCAAUUUUCGACACCGCCGUGUUUAUGCCAUCCGCUCAGAUUUAUCUUCGCGCUUUUCAUAUUUUUGUAUUAUAUUUAUCUUCAAACCUUUUAUUUACUUUUCUCGGACAGUCAGCAUUUUACGCUUCUUGAAAGGCAAUUGACAUUUCUGUCCCUCCUCUUUUGAUUAUUGACCAUCGUAACCUUGAUCUAACAAGCCACGUGACAUAACCUGAAGUGAACUUAAACAAAUGAGUCAAAACCACCACGCGUGCACAUUUCAAACUCUGGGCGCGUCGGGGAAACGCAAAGACACGAUGGAGAGUGAUUAUGGUUUUAAUCAAAGAGCCACUCCGGCUACAUCGAACUAUCUCUUGGCUGGAUAUAUGGCUCACGAGUUCCUCACGUGCGGGACCAUGUUGGGCCGGAAGCUGUAUCCUGGAUGGGCUGAAGUUGGGCCACUGGACUCGCCGCAACACAGGGAAGUGAAGAAGAAGGCUGAUCACCAGAGCUACUCUGAGGUAGCGAGUGUGUUCAAGACAGAUGGGACCCACGUCUCUGGUGUGGUUAACCCGACCCAGCUUGCUAAAUGGAUCCAGAUGUGACUAAUUAUAAUAGGUAUUUUCAGCAUCGAUCAUCGUUACCUUUAGUUUUCUUCUUUAUGAUAAGUCUCUUUGGAUCUUUGAUAAUGUUAUAAUGUGAUAAAAUAACUAUUAAUUAGUCUUGUGUUUAUCGUUUUGUCAUCUAGUAAUCGAUUUGUAAGCAUUUGUGUUUUACUAUUACGUGCAUUUUGCAUGCCCAUGAUUAAGCUUGACGUUGAGUCAAGAUCCCG
Messenger RNA from Eruca vesicaria subsp. sativa (arugula), 888 nucleotides. NCBI's taxonomy places the organism in Eukaryota, Viridiplantae, Streptophyta, Magnoliopsida, Brassicales, Brassicaceae. The record is from the annotation of a GenBank genome assembly.